AUGACUCAAGACGAGUACAACACUCGCGCACCUCACGAGGGCAUGUCCCCAGGUCGUUACGCAGCCACAAGAUUCUCCUCGCUCAAGCCUCCCAUGCACAAUGUCCCGAAUCCCAUCAAACUCGUGCGCAUGUUGAACUCCCAACAAUGGGCAUUCUUCUUUGUCGCCUUCGCAGCUUGGACAUGGGACGCAUUCGAUUUCUUCUCCGUAUCUCUCACCGUUACAAGUCUCAGCAAAACCUUUGACAAAUCCAAAACCGACAUUACAUGGGGCAUCACCCUCGUUCUCAUGUUCAGAUCCGUUGGCUCUAUCGCCUUCGGUAUCGCGAGUGAUCGAUACGGUCGAAAGUGGCCAUUCGUGGUCAACAACCUUCUCUUCAUUGUUCUUGAACUUGGCACUGGUUUCUGUCAAACCUACCAGCAGUUUCUAGCUUGCAGAGCCCUUUUUGGCGUUGCCAUGGGCGGUCUUUAUGGUAACGCUGCCGCCACUGCCCUCGAAGAUUGUCCAGAGGAGGCCCGUGGUCUCAUGAGUGGUAUUCUCCAGCAAGGUUAUGCUUUCGGAUACCUUCUCUGCGCUGCAUUUGCUCGCGGUCUCGUCGAUACAACAUCUCACGACUGGCGUCCUCUCUUCUGGUUCGGCGCUUGUCCCCCAGUUCUCUUCAUCAUCGCUCGUCUGAUGCUCCCCGAGACACAAGCCUAUCAGGAACGCCAACACGCACGAGAGGUUGCUGGUGCAGACGGGAAAGGAAAGGUCUUCAUCAAAGAAGGCAAAGUCGCUCUUAAGCACCAUUGGCUUCUGCUGGUAUAUCUCGUCCUUCUCAUGGCGGGCUUCAACUUUAUGAGCCACGGUAGCCAGGACUUGUACCCUACCAUGUUGGAGAACCAGCUCAACUUUUCCAAGAACAAGGUCACUGUCACCCAGGUUGUGGCUAACUUGGGAGCUAUGCUUGGUGGCACUGUCGUCGGGUUCAGCAGCCAAUCUCUUGGUCGUCGAAUCAGCAUCAUCGCUUGUUGCAUCGUUGGCGGUGCCCUGCUGUAUCCCUAUACUUUUGUCCGCGACUCUUCAAUUAUUGCGGCUGCGUUUUUCCAGCAAUUCUGUGUCCAGGGAGCUUGGGGUGUCAUUCCUAUCCAUUUGAUGGAAUUAUCUCCAGGAGCUUUCCGUACUUUCGUCGUCGGUACAUCCUAUCAGCUCGGUAACCUUGUGUCUUCAGCUUCGUCGACCAUCGAGGCCCGUCUCGGCGAGAACUUCCCACUUCCCGACAACGCUGAAGGCCAGACUCGCUACGACUACGGAAAAGUCAUCUGUAUCUUCAUGGCAUGUGUGUACGUGUACGUCAUUGUUCUGACGUUCAUCGGCCCUGAGAACUUGAGGGGCAAGUUCGAUGUUGCCCAUGACUCUGAUGCCAGGGAGGCCAUGGGCGACGGGGCUAUGGAACAGGCCGCUGACCGCCAUGGGCAUUACGACGAGGAAACCGGUAGGAUCAGCAGUGAGAAGCCUGAGGUUGCUCACCUGCGGGAAUAG
Messenger RNA from Fusarium musae, 1521 nucleotides. RefSeq lists its product as uncharacterized. Gene Ontology annotation, cellular component: plasma membrane. Bases 1 to 1521 code for a protein of 506 amino acids. Gene Ontology annotation, biological process: plasma membrane lactate transport. Lineage: Eukaryota; Fungi; Ascomycota; Sordariomycetes; Hypocreales; Nectriaceae. The record is from RefSeq and is a predicted model, not a curated record. Gene Ontology annotation, molecular function: secondary active monocarboxylate transmembrane transporter activity. The transcript is spliced from 4 exons.